This is a messenger RNA of Diaporthe citri, 312 nucleotides long. RefSeq lists its product as uncharacterized. The transcript has 3 exons. Gene Ontology annotation, cellular component: membrane. Lineage: Eukaryota; Fungi; Ascomycota; Sordariomycetes; Diaporthales; Diaporthaceae. Bases 1 to 312 code for a protein of 103 amino acids. The record is from RefSeq and is a predicted model, not a curated record.
AUGGCCAGCGCCGUCAGCAUCGUCCUUCUCAUCCUCAUCACCCUCUUCUUCCCUCCCGUGGGCGUCGUCAUCGUCGCCGGCUGCGGUGCCGAUGUCCUGAUCAACAUCUGCCUUACGCUGCUCGGAUACAUCCCAGGCCACAUCCACGCGUUCUAUAUCCUCUACGUCUACUACAGCCGCGCCGACCGCCCGACCGGGGAGCGCGCGCCCGGAAUCUACUCAGAGCGCGUGCAGAACGGCGGCCACGGCCACGGCCACCCGGCGGGCGGCUAUGGCACCAUCAACAACCCGCCCCCACCCCAUGCCGCCUAG